UGUCAUGCGGGUACCUAGGUAUCCGUAGAAAUAUUAUUUAUCCUAAAUUCCACGAUUUAUUAGGAAUAUUACUGAUAUUUUCCGUUCAAAUGUGAAUUUACACCAUGGCGCACUGUAACGUUUGUCGCUGCUGCCUUGCCCAAGGGUUACACAAGGAUUUGAACUCGUCAUAUUUGUGGCUCGAUAAAACGGAGAUUUAUGCUGAUAUGAUGUUAGAAUGCUUCAGUAUCGUCCUAUCCCCAUCUGCCCACAUCAGCAGUGGCAUCUGUGACACAUGCGUCUCCACACUGCGGGCCUCGCUGGCCUUCAAACGUAUGGUGCUACAAUCGGAACAGGAACUCAUAACCAGGGCUCAGGACUUAGAUAUAAAACCUAAAGUGAAAGUGGAGUUGACAGAAAACAGCGGUGGCGACGACUCCGAUGACUACUUCCUCGCUGAUGCAGCGAGAGAUUUUCCAGAAGAGAAGAUAAAGGUAGAAGCAAAAGAACCGGCGAAGAAGAAGCAAGCACCGAAGAGGAGUAAGAAGAAUGCCGUCAAGAAGGCAGGAGACGGCUGGCGUGCGGAGAACUUCAAGAGCUUAGUGUCACAAAUUACCAAUAUAAACAACAGUAACGGCGAUGUCCCAAAAAUAACAAUAAAGAAGAAAAAAACACGGACACUCAUAAUAUCACCGGAAUGCAACAGCCAACCUAAAGUGAACCUCAUGUGGACGGCCCAUAUGAACUUGGAUAAGAGAAAGCACAAAGACAACUUACGGACCAUUUUGCAAUACUCCAACGUCCUACCGUUUAAGAACAAAUCACUUUUAGGUUACAUGUGUGGAUACUGUGAUGCAACGUACCCUGAUCCGGUUGACUUGAGAGCUCACACCGAGGCUGACCAUGAAGAGGAACGCUUGAACUUCAAAUCAAACUUUGAUAUGACCGAAUACAAUGUGCAAGUAGACAUAUCAGACCUCACAUGCACCCUUUGCAAUGAGAAAAUGGAAAAUUUGAACGUUCUCAAAGACCAUUUAGUUAAAAUACACAAAAAGAUAAUCUAUAACGAUAUAAAGGAUCAUAUAAUACAGUUUAGGUUGAAGAAAGGUGAUGUGUACGACUGCAUAAUGUGUUCAGCUACUUAUGAGACGUUCAAGAUGUUGAAACAACACAUGAAUGUGCAUUACGGGAACUAUACGUGUUCAAAAUGUGACAGUGCGUUUGCAACGAAGAGAUCUCUCAACGCUCACAGGUCAACCCACCAAGAAGGCAGUUUCAAAUGCGAACAUUGUGAGAAAGUCUUCGCUAGUCGAGCUAAAAAACAAUACCAUGAAAAAACAAAGCACUUAGGCGCCAGAAACAUAAGCAACUGUCCAUUUUGCAACGAACCAUUCCGGAGUUACUACCAACGGAACCAACAUUUAGUGAAAGUGCAUAAUUCCGAAGCCCAAUACAAGUGUAACGUGUGCAAUAAAGCCUAUAUUUUAAAGUCAUUACUGAUGUAUCAUAUAAAGAAGAAUCAUUUGAUGGAACGGAAUGCUCAGUGCACCGAGUGUGGCUACAGGUUUUUCAGCAAAAAAGCAUUAAAAGCUCACAUGGUCAAGCACACAGGGGAACGGAACUACCAAUGUGAAGUCUGUCAAAAGUCCUACGCGAGAAAGUAUACUCUAAGAGAGCAUAUGCGAAUACAUAACAACGAUAGACGAUUCAAAUGUGCAAUAUGUAGCAUGUCGUUUGUACAAAAAUGUAGUUUGAAAAGCCAUUUGUUGUCAAACCACGGGAUCAGUAUGGCCGCCAGUGAUAUAACUACUACAGAGCCGGAAAAGGAGUUACCACUAAAUGACGCUUCAAAGGAUUCCUGAGUAACGCUUGAAGGGAGUGGAAGGGAAUCGGUCAUAAUGCGGAUAGUGAAGGACUCUAACAGCAUGCCGCAGUCUGUUUCCUGCCUACCUCAGUGAGAAAUAAGCACGCACUCAGGGAAGGACUUUAAGGGGAUAAAGCAUUGACAUAAGUACAGUGCCAUACCGCGGUCAGAUCCAGGAUGUUCAUAGAACGGUCAGGGCAAGAGUACUUUGCACCGGCGAGCAUGAAGUUUUGGCGGCGAGGGUGUGCUGCCGCCAAAGGAUGUUUUCGGGGUACCGAACUGAGCAUAGUACCCCGCUAGCCACAAGUUGUUAGUGUGACUAGGGAUCGACGAUCCAACAGUGUUGUGUUGUGUUGGAAGUUGUAUAUAUGCGUCUUGCUGUGUAAACUUCGAUAGCGCGUUUCACGACUGCUUGAAGACUGCAUUAUCGAAUGUGGCGCCAUCUGUUGUACGUGGGCGGAACUAGGUGGACAACUAGUUUGGUCCGCUACAAAGUCUUUGAUGAAAGUAAACUUGAAGAAAGUAGGAAAGAUUUAAAAUAUUAUUCAUUAUUUGUGGGUUCUCUAGACUUUCAAGUAGUGGCGAAAAGGUGUAGAGCUCAUUUAGCUUGGUUUAUCUGUGACAGAAAUAAUAAUUUCGAUCACCGCUACACAUACGCCAUCUAUCGUUGCUGAGCGAAGGUCUCAACACGGUUAAAGAGCAAGGGAGCGCGCGCGGACUGUAUGUCUCGCUCGCUCUAAUACGGUAACGGCAAGAAUACGAUUUCCAUAUGGAAUGUUCGGUUAGGGUAUGCUGCCUGUAACUAUACAGAGUGUUAGUGACACCAUUACGAAUUCUAAGGGGGAAGAUUCAAGUAGUUUUUUUUUUUAAUAAUAAUAAAUAAUAAUAAUAAAAUGUUUUUAUUAAAGGUAAAAUCCCAAUGAUUACAAAGUUAAUAAUAAUAUUAUUAUAAAUAUAAUUGUAUAAUACAAAUUACAAAUUACUUAAAGGUACAAUAGUACCUACCGUCUAUAACACAAAAAAAAUUAAAACAACACAAAAUAAAUGUGGUGCGAUCAUUUUUUAUUUGAUUCCCGAUGUACUUUGAUCCAGUACCGUAUCAUCGGGCUAGUCAAGUCUCGGCUAACAACUUUAAGCAUGCUAUUAUCAGAGCAACGCAAUCUGUCCCAAAAUGAAGAUAUACGUGCCCUAACAAUAGCAAAAAAAUCGGGCAUUCUCGCCUCGGCAAACAUGCUGGACGCGCUACAAAAGCGAGGAAGCUUCAUAAGAAUGCGAUAUGCGUCAUUAUACUGCACUCUUAUGGUGCUAAAGGACGCCCUCUUGUGUCUAUACCAUAAUUGGCAGGUGUAGAAUAGGCUCUAUAGGGAAUAAAUGAAAUAGGCUCGCCUUUAACCACAAUCUCACCUGAUGGCAAGUGACUGUUGUCUAUGGUGGAGCACGUUUACCUAGCAAAUGCCUAUUCACUCUAGCCUUGAAGGCUCCCAGAUUAUAACGAAUUGGAAAUACAGACGACGGCAGACAGUUCCAGUCCUUUGAUGUUCGCGUCAAAAAGGAAGGAAGCAAAUGAUUCUGAGUUAAUAUCAGGUUGAAUUUUCCGUCAUCCGUUUUUGAGGGGCUCGGUGGCGCAGCGGUUAACGCGCUCGGUCUGCGAUUGUUGAAGUAAAGCAACUUACGCAAAGGCCGGUCAUUGGAUGGGUGACCACAAAAAAAAUGUUUUCAUCUCGAGCUCCUCCGUGCUUCGGAAGGCACGUUAAGCCGUUGGUCCCGGCUGCAUUAGCAGUCGUUAAUAACCAUCAAUUCGCACUGGGCCCGCGUGAUGGUUUAAGGCCCGAUCUCGCUAUCCAUCCAUAGGGAACGCCCGUGCCCCAGCAGUGGGGACGUUAAUGGGCUGAUGAUGAUGAAUAUUCCGUCAUGAUAUAUAUUUUUUUUAUGUUUGUGUCUAUGCUUCUGCGAUGGAAAAUUCCACUUGAUAUCAACUCUGAAUCAUCCCCCUCAGUAUUCUGUACGAUUUCACUAACACUGUAUAUAACCUCAGUUAUAAUUGUACAUACAUACAUACAUAAACUCAUGCCCGUAAUCCCAAAUGGGGUGGGCAGAGCCACAAAUAAUCAAAGACAACUUGCAGCCACUGUUGAUACGGUUAUAAUUGUAAUGUAAAUAAUAUUCCUGUAUCAUAUCAUGUAAAAGUAUAAUAAUUACACGUUAUUUAUAUUAAUGUUAAAUUUUAUUUUUAGGUUUGUACAUUUAAGUUACGUACCAACCAAGUUUUAUUUAAAAAUAAAAUUAGUUUAUGUC
This is a messenger RNA of Pectinophora gossypiella (pink bollworm), 4138 nucleotides long. Its product is annotated as zinc finger protein 658B-like. The record is from RefSeq and is a predicted model, not a curated record. Gene Ontology annotation, cellular component: nucleus. Gene Ontology annotation, molecular function: RNA polymerase II cis-regulatory region sequence-specific DNA binding; zinc ion binding; DNA-binding transcription factor activity, RNA polymerase II-specific. The transcript is spliced from 5 exons. Lineage: Eukaryota; Metazoa; Arthropoda; Insecta; Lepidoptera; Gelechiidae. Bases 105 to 1841 code for a protein of 578 amino acids. Gene Ontology annotation, biological process: regulation of transcription by RNA polymerase II.